AGACAUUCAAAGAUGCUUUUUUUGUAAUAUAAAAAAUCACGUGUAAAGGCUAUAGUUUUCUAGCUUGUUGCAUGCAUCAUCCCUUUAGACCUCUUUCCUUUCAACGCUCUCCACCUCUCACUCACCACCUCUCACUUACCACCACGAAUAAUCAUCAAAACCGAGAUAUUCAUAUAAUUUAUGUCAUUUUGGUGAAUAGUAGUGAACAAUCGACAUUACAGUAUAAAAGAAACGGAACUCACCAUGGGUAUUGUAUUGACAAGGCUCUGGCGGAAGCUAAUGAGUCAAGAGGAAGUCAAGAUUGUGAUCGUCGGACUGGACAAUGCAGGAAAGACUACUGUCCUAUAUAAGUUACUUUUGAAUGAAGUCGUCGUUACCACACCAACGAUAGGAUCUAACGUUGAAGAAAUAACUUACAAGAAUAUCAAGUUCCUCAUGUGGGACAUAGGAGGUCAGGAAUCACUACGAUCAUCAUGGAAAACGUACUACGUCAAUACAAAAGCCGUCAUCAUGGUCAUUGAUAGUUCAGAUAAGGAACGCCUCCACAUUUCAAAAACAGAAUUACACACUAUGAUGGAGUCAGAGUCAUUACGAAACGCAAGUCUUUUAGUAUUUGCAAACAAGCAGGACGUCAAGGGUGCACUGAGUGCAGCCAAGAUUUCUGAGGCCCUUGCACUCACAUCAUUGCAGGAUCGACAGUGGCAUAUCCAGGCAUGCUCGGCCCUUACUGGAGAUGGGCUGUUUGAAGGACUGGAUUGGAUAGUAGCGCAGAUCGGAUCGCACUGAUUUCAUAAAAAUAUUACCAUCUGCUGCACCUGUUUAAAAAAUCAAUUUGGUAAUGGAUGUUUGUUUGUAGCCUUUUAUUUCCUCUAAUAUACCAAUG
Messenger RNA from Lobosporangium transversale, 883 nucleotides. Its product is annotated as ARF-like protein. Gene Ontology annotation, cellular component: cytoplasm; trans-Golgi network. NCBI's taxonomy places the organism in Eukaryota, Fungi, Mortierellomycota, Mortierellomycetes, Mortierellales, Mortierellaceae. Bases 244 to 786 code for a protein of 180 amino acids. The record is from RefSeq and is a predicted model, not a curated record. The transcript has 6 exons. Gene Ontology annotation, molecular function: GTPase activity; GTP binding. Gene Ontology annotation, biological process: vesicle-mediated transport; protein localization to Golgi membrane; intracellular protein transport.